Acipenser ruthenus (sterlet) is the source of this 3562-nucleotide messenger RNA. RefSeq names its product tripartite motif-containing protein 16-like. The transcript is spliced from 6 exons. The record is from RefSeq and is a predicted model, not a curated record. Lineage: Eukaryota; Metazoa; Chordata; Actinopteri; Acipenseriformes; Acipenseridae. Gene Ontology annotation, molecular function: zinc ion binding; protein binding. Bases 1477 to 3153 code for a protein of 558 amino acids.
CUACCCCGGGAACUGAAAAUAUUUAUAACAUUAGGAACAUGUGGAUCCUUUUAGAAUUUUUUAUUCUCGUGUUGCUUGUAAUACCACAGCAUUGGAGAGAUCCGACACUUUUAAAUAUCUAGGGGUUUAUAUUGACACAACUCUUCAAUUUGAUAAACCCAUUAAAGAUGUAUGUAGUAAAAUUGGAAGGAAGCUUGGAGGAUUGUGUGGUCAGCGCCACUGUGUAAGCUUUACAGCAAGGUUUAAAUGAGUUACUUGUGUUCCCUAUUCUAGACUAUAAUGAUGUGAUGUGCGGGUCUGCUAGUGAGGAAUCGCUGAAGAAGAUCGAUACAAUGUGUAACAGGAUGUGUAUCUGUGUGCUCCCGUGUACUCCGCUAGCGCAUCACUGCAGCGCGUAUUCGACAUUAAACUUGCGAUCGCCUGCUAACACAAGGAAUUAUCACUGGAAUCGGAUUCUCUUUAAAGGGGCACACAACACAUUACCAGUUUAUUUAAACAGCUUGUUUCUGAGUUUCCCUGUAAAUACAGCCUAUCGUAAUGUCUGAGACACACAAUACUUUAAUAUACCGUCUGGAAAAAGUGCUGCGGGAAGAAAGUCUUUCGUUUUGUUCUGCUGCUACAGACUGGAAGCUGUUACCCGCAGGACUGAGACCUGACAUCUCCUGUGGGAAUUAAAAAAACAAACCCUGUCGUUCUAGUGCUUAAACAGGCUUGUGUGUGUGCUGUGUAAAUCUGAGGUGUACUUUGUGUAUUGUCUUGUCAUUAUGCGUUUAUAUUAUUUUUAUUUUUGAAACCUGUAACCUGCUGCUGUUAUUUCCAGCACGCCUUUGUAAACGAGCUACUUGUAGCUCACAUGGCCUUCCUAAAUAAAGAAUUAAAAAUCAAAUAAAUAAAUAAUAAAGAGCGCGUCACGUUUACGGUUAUAACCGCACUGAAAUAUACUGGCUUUAAAACAAGAAAAGACAACCGAUGCAGCUGCGCAGCAGAGACAAGAGAACGAGGCAAGCGCGUUUAUUGUUUGGAAAGUAACUGUAAUGUUAUUACUGCCAUUAAAAGCUAAACGCGUUCUAUUACCUCGUUAUUGACUAAAGUAAUAUUAUUACAGUAAGGCGUUACUAAAGUAACGAGAUGCCGUUCAAACCGUCAUCACAAACAUACGUGUAACAGAACAUUCCUUAAUUUUACAUGUUAUAGAUCUGGGGCUAAAACACAAAGUCAGACUCUUCAGCCCUGAUAUUAAACAGUUGUUAAUAUCAGUUGUUUAAUUCCUAAUCUUAACAUUGUAAUAUUUGUUGGGGGAUUUAGAAACAGUUUCAUAGAAUAUCUGAUUCGGCAGUUUCUGCUCCCCCUGCUUGUCUAAACCUGGCCUCAGUCCCAAACCCCGCCUCUCAGAGCUUUACACAACUCCAGGAAAUCAGCGCAGUGAAGUUUCGUUUCUUGUGAAAUCGUCAGUCUCUCUGUCUCGCUGCAGCAGAAAUGGCAGAAGCGAAUAUUCUGGUAGCGCAUGACCAGUUUAGCUGUUCAGUGUGUCUGGAGCUAUUGAAGGACCCAGUCGCUAUUCCAUGUGGACACAGUUACUGUAUGGGGUGUAUUAAGAACUGCUGGGAUCAGACUGAUCAUACAGGUGUCUACAGCUGCCCCCAGUGCAGAGAGACCUUUACCCCGAGGCCUGUUCUGCGCAGAAACACCAUGCUGGCUGAAGUUGUGGAGAAAUUAAAGAAGACAGGACUCAAUCCUCCUCCUGCUCAAAGUUAUGCUGGACCUGGAGAUGUGCCGUGUGAUUUCUGCACUGGGAGAAAGUUCAAAGCUGUGAAAUCCUGUUUGACGUGCCUGGCCUCUUACUGUGAAACACACAUCAAGCCACACAGUGAGGGGGCUGCUUUCAAGAGGCACAAGCUGAUCAAUGCAAUUGGAAAUCUGGAGCAGAAGCUUUGUGCUGAACACCAGAAGGUUUUGGAUAUCUUCUGUAGAACCGAUCAGACUUGUGUUUGUGUGUUGUGUACAGACGAGGAUCACAAGAGCCACGAUACAGUCUCAGCUGAGAAAGAAAGGACUGGGAAACAGAAGCAGCUGGGAGAGACACAGAUUGAAAUACAACAGAGAAUCCAGGAGAGACUGAAAGAAAUUGAAGAGCUGAAACAGGCUGUGGAGUCACUGAAAAGAUCUGCAUGCAUAGAAAUAAAGGAAAGUGAGAAGAUCUUUACUGAGCUGAUCCGAUCCAUUGAGAAGAUCCACACUGAGGUUAUUGAGCUGAUUGGAGCUAACGAGAAGGCUGCAGUGAAUCAGGCUGAAGGACGCAUGAAGAAACUGGAGCAGGAGAUUGCUGAGCUAAGGAGGAGAAACGCUGAGCUGAAACAGCUUUCAGAGACAGAGGAUCACAUCCAUUUUCUACAGAAUUUCCAGUCUCUCUGUGCCCCUCCUGAAGCUGAAGACUUACCCAGCGUUACUGUCAAUACAGACAUCUCUUUUGAGGCUGUGAGGAAAGCUGUAUCUGAACUUAAAGACCAUAUUGAGGACUUCUGCAAGGGGGAAUUAGUCAAAAUAACCACAACAGUGAAUGAAGUUGCAGUUUACAGUCUGCAGGCUCCAGAGCCAAGGAACAGAGCUGAGUUUUUAAAAUAUUCCUGUCAGCUCACACUGGACCCCAACACAGCGUAUAGAAAACUCUGUCUGUCUGAAUGGAACAGAAAGGUGACAUGGAGGAGAGAGACCCAGAGAUAUCCUGAUGAUCACUCAGAGAGAUUUGAUCGCUGUGCCCAAGUGCUUUGCAGAGAGGGUUUGUCUGGGACUCGCUGUUACUGGGAGAUUGAGUGGAGUGGGGGAGGGGCUUCUAUAGGAGUCACAUAUAAAGGAAUCAGCAGGAAAGGAUGGGAUGGCUCCUGUGGCCUUGGAUACAAUGACAAGUCCUGGAAUUUGAUCUGCGCUGGUUCCAGUUACACUGCCUGGCACAAUAACAAUCACACUGCAAUAACUGCCCCCCACUCCCCCAGAAUAGGAGUGUAUCUGGACUUUAAUGCCGGCACGCUGUCCUUUUAUGGCGUCUCUGACACAAUGACCCUCCUGCACAGAUUCCAAACCACAUUCACUGAGCCGCUCUAUCCUGGGUUUGGGCUUCAUUCUGGUUCCUCUGUAACAAUCUGCCAGCUGAACUAGACUGUUUUGUGUUGUAAGAAACCCUUUGUAUUGAACUCCCUGUCUGUCCUCUCCACUCCUCGGGUGAAGGGAAUGUUCAAUCUGACACAACUUUGGAUGAAAGUUAGGGGGUAAAACGGCGCCACCUGCAGAGUGAAACGAGGUGAAUUAUUUGUUUUUAGCAACGAAUGGAUUUCAUAGGAAGUAACUGUAUUUAAUUUCUUUUUUAAGAAUUGUUAUGUUUUAUAUAUAUUUUAAAAAAUGGCAUCCAAUAGUCAGUGCUGUAACAGUUUUAAAAAAAGUGAACUUAAGUUUGCUUUAUUGUGUGUGUGUGUUUGUUUUUUGAUUUCCAUAAAAUGUUUAAUAUUUCAGAUUUUAGUAAUGUGAUUUAAUAAAAAAAAAAUUAACGUGAUAGACUGACUUUUUCUUA